Molecule: messenger RNA, 1620 nt
Organism: Coccinella septempunctata (seven-spotted ladybird)
Lineage: Eukaryota; Metazoa; Arthropoda; Insecta; Coleoptera; Coccinellidae
Product: fasciclin-1-like
Exons: 2
Coding region: 40-1524 (494 amino acids)
Biological process (GO): cell adhesion; extracellular matrix organization
Cellular component (GO): extracellular matrix
Molecular function (GO): cell adhesion molecule binding
Source: RefSeq, a predicted model, not a curated record
UCUCAAUUCAGAUUCGAUAAAUAGUAAACUCAGUUCAUCAUGAUGUUUAAACCACGCUUUUCGUUGAGAUUCCUUCUGAUCUGUGCGACAAUCUUUUCUAACUCACUUUCGGGAGAUGCCUUUAGACAGAAGACGGUGUUUCAGAGGAUAUCGACAGAGGAAAAGUUCUCCACGUUCAAUUCUUUAUUGCAGAACAGUUCGCUGGUCAGAAGGGCCAUCAUUUACUGGAACACGACGGUUUUUGUGCCGACGAAUGAGGCUUUUGCGAAGUUUAAAGGUGCCUUGUAUAACGACAUAGUGUACUAUCACGUUUCUAAUGAGUUGAAGAGUUUGAGGAUGAUUUUCGAGUCGAACAACAUUCAGACUUUGGCUGAUGGUUAUCCACCCCUGUGGGUGUCAAGGAUCGACAGUGAUAUAUUCAUCAACAACGCAAAGAUUGAUGCUGAGCAAUCGGAUUAUUAUUCAAGAGCCUCAGGAGGUUUCUAUAAUUAUAAUCAGGCUCUUCACAUCAUCGACCAGGUACUAGAACCACCAAAUAAGUACCUCGACAAUCCCUCAGCUCUAGACAUCAUAUCGAACUACACAAACAAUAGAUACCUCUCAACCAAAAAAUACUUGGAUAGGAUAAAGAGCCUAAAACUCACCAAACUCUUCAAAAAUAACACCGGUAGCACGUAUUUUGUACCUGUAGAUGCCGGUUUCGACGACUAUCGCUACAGAAUAACCGACAGGUAUAUUGUAGAAGGCCACAUCAUACCAAACCAAGUACUCUUCACCAGACCGACCAUAAAAAACUUCUAUUUCGAGACUAAGUCUAAUGGUGAAUAUAUUUACAUACUGGUAUCCUUCGUUUACAAGAACAAAGAACUGUACAUAAGGAGUAAUACGAUUUUGGGAGAUAGUAAUCAUCACAAGGGUGAACUUUGGUCCAAGGUCUUGAAAGGGAACAUACCAGUAAAAAACGGAGUGGUACACUUGAUCGAAAAACCUUUGGCCAUCUUCGAUCUCCAGUUGAACCCCUUCCCAUUCCUUCCAAUUCUAACAAAGCUGUCUGGGGAUCCAGAACUCAACAUCACUUUCCAUUUGGGUGAAAAAACAGAGUUUAACGAAUACCUCAGAAUGAAGGCUAAUAAUUUAUUGACCUUUUUCGUGCCUCGUGAUAGGGCCUGGAAUGGCGUCUUGAGUAACAUAACUGAUGUUGAGAGUCUUGGAAAACUCCUUGGAAGACACUUGAUUAUUUCCGAUAUGAGGUAUACCUUGGAAAAACUUUGGUACCGAACUUUCAACAAAGUGGUUACAAUGAAUACAGUUAGUGGAGCUGUUGACAUAGAAGUGUUGAAGGACAGUGAUGGAAAUUACAGUAUAUUGUACUACAACAAACGUAUCAAAGUGCAUAGACCGGAUUAUAUUUGUACCAACGGUAUCAUACAUAUAAUAGAUGAACCGUUCAUAGAUAUCAGGGAGAAGAAUGCAGGAAAACUCAAAAUGAAUUUCUGGAAAACUGUGGAGGAUUUCGUAUUUUGAUUGGGAUAAUAUUGUAAAUAUCUAGAAAUAUGUACAUAAUGUGAUUGUUGCUAUUAUUGACUUGUUUAUUUUCGAAUAAUACACUUUUUUUAAUAA